AAACGAAACUGAGAGAGGCCGGGGCGGUGCGGGGCGGGGCAGGCGGUGAGAACAGGCGCCGCUCCCACAGAGCCCCGGCUUGAAUGCUCCGGGCGUUGGAUCGGACCGUGCCGGGCUCACCGCGUGGAUCUGCGCCGAGUUCUGCCGGUCACUCGGUGAGGGGACCCUCAGUGCGGAGCCGGAGGGAGUCAACUGCAGGUUCUAUUCCUGUGGAAAGGUCUCCCUCUGUUCUCGUCCCAAAGGAUCAUAGAAACCAGCAGCGGCCCCUCGGCCCACCCGGUCCGUGCUGUCUACACGGGCCCUAUGUGCCUGCACCAGAUUUAACCAUUGUGAAUUCUCCAGAAGAGUAAGAUGGAGUUUGCCAGUAGCCACUUCUACAUCAAAUGUCCAGCUGACAUGGACCAGACCAAGGAGUCCAGUCUCUGUGGAAUUUGCCCUUCGGGAUCCCAGACUAGUGACAAGAUCGCUGUGGAGCCAGUGCUUCCUUUCUACGACCCUGUGGAGAGCUGUGAGGCAGCCCCCGAAGGACACCAGCUGGUUCUCUGCCCGCUCUAUGACCAGGUGUACGAGCAUCACUCGGGGAAGGUCUGGCCGUGUGGAGGAGGACUUGGGGCCGAAGGCUCCGUCUACCAGAACUACAGCCCAGCACAGACAGUCACUCCGUCCGCUCCUGCCUACGACAACAGACUCGGACUCAGCCCCCACACUGCGUACCAGAACCAAGCAGAAGGUUCCAGCAGUUCUGGUGAGAACAGGAAGGGUCCAGAGCCACCGAGCGGGCAGCCUGUCACCGAUGCACCGCCAGUGCCUCCACCGCGACGUUCCCGUAGCAGGACACCCCAAGGUACGCCCCCUCCCCUCCCACCCAGACCCCCCAACAUGAAGAAGCUGCCUGACUACCUCCAGGUGCUGGAGUCAAUCCCAGCCAGGGGCUCCGGGCCUCGGGCGGCCCUCGGACCCGCCCCACCUCCCCUGGCAUCUGCACCCCCUCUGCCGGAAAAAUCACUCCUGGCCCCCAAACCGCAGGAGUUAACAGAGGACGUCAACGUGGUGUUGGUGAAUUUGGGAAAACUGGCUGACAUCAAGGAGGUGGAGCCACUGCAAGGAUCUCCGACCUACUGCCAGAACUGCUCGGCAGCCAUGUCCUCUUGCAGCUGGACACAGGAGCCCCACGCCUCGAUGUGGAAAUGUGAAUUCUGCAACAAAAAUAACACCCUGGAUUAUCGAUCUAGCAAAGGCACAUGCAGAGAUGACCAGCUCUACAUCCACAUCCCAAAUCCGAUGACCUCUAGGGAUAUUGAUGAUUCGCUCGUUGUGUUCUGUGUGGACAUCUCCGGUAGUAUGAGUGUGACACUUGAGCCAGCGACUGGAAGUAGCUUCAGCAAAUCGCUCUACAUGUCCCGGUUACAGGCUGUGCAAGAGGCGGUGAACCAGUCACUCGACUACCUGCUUCAAACAUCACCCAGGACGAGAGUCGCUCUGGUUACUUUCAACAAUGAGGUAACGAUCUAUGGAGAUGGACUGGGCACUCCGCAGAGCCUGCAGGACUUUGAGUUAAUUGAUCAAGAGUAUCUGAAGACCAAGGGUGCGGAGCAGCCCCUGCCGCGGUGUAUUUCAGAGAGCAGAGAUGCUCUCCGCCACCGGGUGCAGCUGUUACAAGAGUGUGGUUCCACUGCGCUGGGCCCAGCAGCACUCAUAUCCAUAGCAAUGGCCUCGCAGAAACCAGGCUCAAAGGUUAUAAUCUGUACAGAUGGACGAGCUAACACCAUCCUGGGGAACCUGGAGGAUAUUAAGGAAGAUAAGAUUUAUCAGUGCUCAAAGCUGUUCUACAGUCAUCUUGCUGAAUACGCAAUGAAACAAGGGGUGAUCACGUCCGUGUUGACCAUUGAAGGCACAGACUGCAGGUUACCAGAACUGGGACAGUUGGCUGACAAAACUGGAGGAAAGGUGAACAUCACCAAUCCAGCAAGUUUAUACAAUGAAUUUGAGCUCAUUUUAGAAGAUGACGUCGUUGCCACGAACGUCACCAUCACCUUCAUUGCUGACGCUGGCCUGUACUUUAAAUAUGAAGAUGACAUCAGCAGUAAAUAUGUGAAACAAAUUGGGAAUGUGGUGAAAGACAUGGCCAUCACCUUUGAGUUUGGAAUCAAAGACUCGGAGCGAGAACAACUUCAGAAGAAAGCUGCACUCCCCUUUCAACUUCAGCUGGGCUUCACCCUUCCAGAUGGUCGCUGUGCCUACAGGAUUAUUACUCAGGAGAAGCCGACGAGCAGCCACAGUGCCGUGGUUAAGGAGAACAUAAACCUCAGUGUUCUCCAGGUUCAUGCCGCACAGACCAGCGCUCGGCUGGCGAUGGACGGCAGGAUGCACGAUGCUCAGGAGGCAGCCUUCGCCCAACAGGAACUGAUGGUGGAUGUUCUAUCCAGAAGGAAGGAUGUGGAGCAGGAGGCGAUCUACGAAGGCUGGGUGCAGUCCAUGAGCCCGAUUUACAGCGGUCUCAAUCACCUCAGUCAGGAUAAAACAACAGCGCAGCCUGUGUACGAAGCAGUGGGCACCCAAAGAGACAGAGACUCGGUUAUUAAGUCCCUCACAGAUGAUGUUGCCAAUGUGGUUUAUCGGCUGAAGAAUGCAAAGAAGAAAAUGUUCAAGAAACCAAAGUUCCUGGUGACCAUAUGAUGCUUGCCGGCAGAGUAGCCCGGGACUGUGAUGGUUGGAACUGCACAACUUCAGCACUCGAGGACACCAACAAGCCUUUCUCACCCACAGCCAGGGAGAGGCAAUAAACGUCAGCUGCAUCUGAUCUCCAUAUUAUAUCACAUUCUAGCAGUUAGAAUGCAGUACCUAAUGGGCUAAAACAGUGUCCAUAAAAUCCAAGCAAUUUCCCAAUUUCUCCUGGUCUCACACUUGCUGCAAUCUACAGGAAGAUAAACACCAAUUGCCCUUCAGCUUCUGUCGGACUGAUGCUGGGAGCACAAGUCAAGCCAACCUGGCUGAACUUCUGACUCAGGUCACGGGUUCAAGGGUCAUCUCGGGACUUGAGCUCGUGAUGUCUGCAGUACUGAGACAAUUUGUUCUGCUGUGCUAUUAAACAUUAACUGGGAUGUGUAGAUGGGUAGGUCGGGGGCAUGGACAGGGUGGGGCCAAGGGGCCAGUGUUUCUGUGCUGCCCGACUCUUGGACUCCUUGAUGGCUGUUGAUGGAUGUUAAAGAUUCCUUGGCAAUAUUCUCCUGGUGUCAGGACUCUCCUUGUUCACCAGCACCGAUUAUUCAUUCCCCUUCUUGCUGCUUUGGGACACUGGAGUAUUUUUUCAACUACUUGUACCUGUACUAAUUAGUUGUCCCAGAGUUUCGGGGGGUGGGGGAAGGGGGAUGAUAUUUAAGUGCAAAUCAGUCCUGUGGAGAGUCUGGAGUGUAUGUGCAGCAAUAAAACAACAGAGCCCAAGACAAGGACACCACAACUAUCUGGGCGCAGCACAGCUCCGGUCUCUGGGAGUUUGGAGUGAACUUCAAUCAUUAGCCCUGAUCCACAUCUUGAGAGCAGCAACAUUUCAGAACAGACUGCCCUCGGCGCAGACACUGCACCCAAAGUGACCACUGUGCCUCAAGACACAGACUGAGCCAUGUAGAUACAACCCUUGCCUUGGGAGACACAAGUACAAAGUCUUGGCUGAGGAUCCAGUGACGGGAAGCAGUGCUACAGUGUCACACAGGUUGUACUGAGGAAGCGGGGGCUUCUGUGACCAGCGAUGUACCUUAGGGUUCAGUGCUGGGACCCUUGCUCUUUGUUAUAUAUAUUAAUGACAGUGUGGGAGGCAUGGUUGGUAAGUUUGCAGAUGACAUAAAGAUGAGUGGUGUUGUUAAUAGUGAGGGGGUGGUCUUAGUCUGCAUCAGGAUAUUGAUCAGCUAGUAAAUUGGGCAGAGCAGUGGCAGGUGGAAUUUAAUGCUAAAGGGUGUCAAGUGAUGCAUUUUAGGAGAUUAAAUAAGGGUAGGGCAUAUAUCACAUAUGGUAGGGGCUGAGGGAGUAUGGAGGAACAGAGACACUGUGUACAACAUAGAUCAUUGAAAUAGCACAGGUAGGUAGGGUGGUGGCCAGAAUAGUCGCCCUUGUUAUCUGGGGCACAGAAUAUAAUACAGAGGGGUUCUGGUACAACAUCAUGCAACACUGGUUGGCCAUAGCUGGAGAACUGUGUGCAUUUCUGGUCACCACACUAUAGGAUGUGUUUAUACUAGAGAGAGUGCAGAGGAGGUUCACCAGGGUGUUAGGAUGGAGCAUUUGAGUUAUAUGGGGAGACCGGCGAAGCUGGGUUAAUUUCCCUUGAAGUGGAGGAGACAGAGGGACACCUGAUAGAGGUGUACAAAACUAUGACAAGCACAGAUAGGGUAGAUUGCAAGAAGCUUUUCCCCAUGGCAGAGGUGUCCUAAACCAGAGGGAAUGGGUGUGAGGUGAGGUUUAGAGAGGAUCUGAGGAAGAGCUUCCUCACCCAGUAAGCUGGUUGUGAUCUGGAACGUACUGCCUGAGAAGGUAGGGAAGGCAGAUACUCUCCGAACAUUAGAAGCAACUGGAUGAGCACUUGAGUGAUGGAAAUGGCACAGAAAGCGAUGGCCUGAGUGCUGGCAAAUGGGAUUGAGAUGGUUACUUGAUGGUCAGCAUGGACAUGAUGGGCUGAAGGGCCUGUUUCUGAGCUGUGCCACUCUGUAUCUCUACUUGGGGAGUAACACAUCGUCAGAGAAGCAGGAACAAAGAGGAACUAUAUGAAGAAUUGCAUCUUUUGGAUAAAACAUUAAAGCCCCAUCCAUCCACUCAAGGGAGCAGAAAGGAUUCCACAGUCACUUUGCAAAGAACAGAACAAUAAAAGCAGAAAAUGCCAGAGAUGCUCACGGAUCAGGCAGUAGCUGUGGAGAUCAGACAGGUUCAUCUCUGGCAAGCUGCUUGAUAAAUAUGCUUUGCUUACCUCAGUAACACCAGAUCUGGUUGUCUACUUCCACCCAUGGUAUAUUUAUAUGUACACAGGGGCUGUAACAGUUCCCACAUUGCAACAAUGUCUUUGCUUCAAAAACAUGUCCUGUGGUUGUAAAAAGUGCUUUGUAAACAGAACUCUUUCACUGAAUUUUCCAUCUGUUUCAAAGCAUUAAUCUGUGACAUUCCAGUAACUACGAUGAUUUCCUUAUUCCCAUAUGAAGACCUUUCUGGAUAAUUUUUGCAUUUUGCACAUUUUACUGGAGGUGCAAGUUUGCUUCAUGGUUCACAGUUACAGAGAAAGAAUCUAUUGUUGUCACAACAGUAAUAGAAUUAAGUCUGACAGAUGGCUUUCUCUAGACUCGUGGAUCAAUUCUUUAUUGCACCAAAACUGAGCCACAAAAUUCCACUAAAAUAGUAAUCACCUGUUGUGAGAAAUCCACAUGACUGUCACGUGACAGUAACGACACUGACCCCUACUGACCGGAGGACAGCAUUGCUCCUCUGAUCGCAAGUGAUACUACUGUCAAUCAAGGUGCGGCUCCACCCACCCCUCAGGUGUGAGAGUACCUUUUGCCUCUGAACCUGCCUGACCAUUGGCUGUGGCAGGAACCUUUGUCUUUGACUCCCACAACAUUGGCUCGUUUAAAUCACAACAGUGAGGCUCCACCCAGCCUCCUAGCACCAUAAAAAGGGCUGCAUCCACUAGCCCUCCCUCUUUAGAUAACCCCAGGAGUGGUGAGACAACGCUGCAGAGAUCAUUGGUAAGAGUACAUCACCACAUGGUCAGGGAGUGUUAAGGGCCAAUGCUAGUGUGGGACAGGCAUUGAAGUGUUAUAUCCUGAAGUUGUACAUUAUUACUGUGUGCUUGUGUGUAUCAAUGCGUGUGUGUGUAUUUUACCCCAGUUGCGCUUCCCCUCUCGUGUUCGUGGUAUCCUGUGCGUGAGUGAGCGUGUGUCUGUUCCCAUCCAUUCUGUCCCGCAUUUGCCUUUGUGAUUAAACUAGUUUUGGUCUACAAAGCUUGUGUUUGGAGUCCUUGAUCCUUAAGACAGUAAAGAAUGAUUUCACACAAGACCACCUCAGCAUCAAGAGACACAUUUAACUCCUGGCGAACCAUUGCCAACUAAAUAUUGACCAAAUUUCUAUCCAAAAACUGAAGUGUCUGGUGAAGGACCUGUUCUCACAGAGACUCAAAACAAAAUUCUCCCAAGGGUGUUAUUCACUUCCUGCUUUCUCCAGAGCCUUCAGGGUUUCAUCGUUCACAGAGAAAUGUUCAUGAGAGGAUGAUAAGCUUCGAGUUCCUUCCCCUCAAAACAACUUCUGUGUAAAUGGAUGUCAAGGACUGAUUAAAACUCAUGUGAUCCAUGGGCAUGUGACUUAUUUGGUGUUAUCAGGAGGGAGGCACAGGUCAAUCAGUUGUUGUGAGUGUGAUGUUUUGUAUUUAAAGUAAGGUGUGGAGGGGGCAAAUGUUAACUACUUGCUGGAGAACUGCAGACAGAGCUGAUCAGCUGUACUGAUGGAAACUUGCUCCUCGCAGUGAACACUGGGGCAAGUUGUGUUCAGAGAAGUGCACACAAUGAAAUUACAAUUCAGAGUUAAAGCUGUG
Messenger RNA from Pristis pectinata (smalltooth sawfish), 6562 nucleotides. RefSeq names its product circularly permutated Ras protein 1-like. The record is from RefSeq and is a predicted model, not a curated record. Gene Ontology annotation, molecular function: zinc ion binding; SNARE binding. Gene Ontology annotation, biological process: COPII-coated vesicle cargo loading; intracellular protein transport; endoplasmic reticulum to Golgi vesicle-mediated transport. Gene Ontology annotation, cellular component: COPII vesicle coat; endoplasmic reticulum exit site. The coding region runs from base 352 to 2676 and encodes 774 amino acids. Lineage: Eukaryota; Metazoa; Chordata; Chondrichthyes; Rhinopristiformes; Pristidae. The transcript has 21 exons.